Molecule: messenger RNA, 2166 nt
Organism: Cyphellophora attinorum
Lineage: Eukaryota; Fungi; Ascomycota; Eurotiomycetes; Chaetothyriales; Cyphellophoraceae
Exons: 1
Coding region: 1-2166 (721 amino acids)
Cellular component (GO): cytosol; endoplasmic reticulum
Source: RefSeq, a predicted model, not a curated record
AUGGCGUUACAUAGCCGUCUGCUACACGACCUGGCAGACCUUCAGAAGCACCCCUACCCAAACAUCGCCUUCGUAUCGCACGAGAACAAUGUUCGUAAGGCAUGUCUCAUCUUGGGCGCCGGCGACCGCGAGCCACUGCAUCUGACUGUAACCUUUCCAAUCACCUACCCUCUGAUCUCGCCCACGAUCAGCAUCGAUAGUACCGUCAGACACUUCAAUGUGUUCUCUGACUAUAUCUGUGCAUCGAUCCUGAACACCGACGAAGACUGGACUCCUGCUUACACCAUGAAAGCCAUCGCCAUGCAGCUUCUGAGCUUCUUCAGCAGCGAUAAGCUGGAGCAACAGCAUGGUCGACCAGGCGCUGCAAUCAACCUUGACGAGUUCCGUCUUCCAAAUGGCAGCUGGCAAGCUCGCGGCGGAGCAGUGCAAUGUAAUGUUUGUGGCUACGAUCGACCUCAUUCCCUGUAUCAAACAAGCGAUCCUGCCGCUUGGAAAGCGUGGGCUGUCAGUAUGCGCAGUCGCUUUGGAUUUCCUCCUUUCGCUGGCGAGAUUCAGACACAAUCUGCCGUACCUUCUCCUCGUUCUAUCGAUCUGAUGGACAUUGACUACGAUGAAGCAUUUCCACCAAUCGGUCAGUCUCCAAUCAGCAAGGUCACGGCAUCGUCGAAUCACAAGGAGGCAACUACGUCUCAGGAGGGCGCCGUAGAGCCCGUCACUUCGGCGCCCAGUCUCGUUGAUGGUGCUCCCAAUGAGGCUGCUGUAGAGCAUGCGAGUCUGGCGCCUGGCCCGAUUGAUAAGCUUCCGGCGGAGAUUCUUGUUGCCAUCUGUGAUAGGAUGGACGAUGAGACUCUUAUGACCUUCAUGAGGUCUUGGGAUCGUAUUGGCAGCAAGUCUGGUGUGGUUGCUCAGUUCAGCAUUCUUCGGAAGCGAGAUCUGCGAUGCUUCGUGCUCAAGAAGUCCUUUGCUGAGACUCGGCUGGGCACAGGUGUCGCCAUCAACUUCGGUAGAGGUCGUCAAGGCGAGCUCUCGUCCGAAUUCGACCUCCUGUCCAAGACGGCUUUCGAUGAUCAUGGCAUUCGUGAAUCGGUCAUGGGCCUGCCCUUCAGCAACUUCCUCCCGUUGCCGAUCAACCAGCGACACUACAGUUCAGUCAAGGAUGAAGUCCUCACUUCACUCGCUCAGCUCGGCCAGAGCGCUCAACUCUCAUCGACAGCGCCUUCCGACGUGGUCAUCUCGUUCAUGAACGACAUCGUGGUCAAGUUGUGCUCCGACACCAAAGGUGUAAGCGACGCGAGCGCACUCGGCCGAGCAUCCGAGCGAGCUAUCGAAAGCUACUACCACCUCUUCCACCUGCUCCUCUGUCUGGCCACAAGUAACACUGGAAUCGUCCGGGCGAUCAACAUGACCGUCAGCGGCCUUCUUAAAUCCAAGCCACAAUCUGACAAGACGACGAUCCCCAACCUCGGCCACCUGCUCAUCGCGCUCCUCCUCACCGACCACCCAAUCACCGAGAAGAUCCUCAAGAACCUCAUCCAAGAAGCCAUCACCCGCAACGUCGUCUGGAUGCUCGACCAGCAAAAAGGCUCGGGCAUGGUCGAACUCGCGUACCUCGAGGCCGACCCUAUCUCCUACUACCGCCUCAAGAAGACUUUCGAAGCCAGCCGCACCUCCUACACCCUCUUGAUGUUCCAGAACCUCUUCCGCCAGACCAUCAAUCGUGGCACCGGCACAGCACGCAAGUCUCUAGUGACAAUGCGCGACGAGCUCUUCCAAGCACACGGUGGCCCUCCCAGAGGCACAGCGGAGCGUCUGGCGAAGAAGAUUGGCGAGCUUCAAGCAGUGGACAACUUCAGGGACUUCAUCCAGCACAUGGGUGUCACACUCCCGAGCCAGCAAUUCUUCACUUCUUUCCUACGAGGCUGCGUGGUUGGGAGUGUGGAGAAGGGCUACUCGCGGUGGGGUGUCAGUCAGGAGAGAGCGUACCGGCUUCGUGUCCAGCGGGAUCCGACGGUUCAGCCGCGGCUCAGCUGGCCGGACGGCAUGCUUGAGCCGAAGGGCCCAGAUAUCGUUGAGUCCUUCUUCCCGAAUGGUGGUGGGCGUGGUGGUCGAGGUGGUCGUGGUCGAGGACGUGGUGGGCGUGGUGGUCGAGGUGGCCGUGGCUACUAA